AUGCCCAAACGCAAAGCUACUUCACAAAUUUCUGGGCUUAUGAGCUCAGAUGACGAAGACCUGAUUCAGAUGCACAAAGAAACAGAUACCCACGAAGAGCCACCCGCCAAAAAACGAAGAGGCAGACCGCGUACUUCCAAUGAAAAUGUGACCGAAACAAAGCCUACCAAACCUACUACACGAGCCAAGAAGCAGCACGUUGCUGCUGAUAAGACAGAAAAUUCCACAGGGAAGAAGCCCGCCCGUCGAGGACGACCGAAAGGCAGCAGCCGUGUAUCGCAAGACGCUGAAACGCCUGCGACAGCAGAGACAGAGGAAAUGGAGCCUGAAGCCGCAGCGCCCGACCAGGAAAAUGAAGAUCCUCGCGCCCUAAAAGAGACAAAGAAACCACCAACCAAGGCAACUAAAGCCAAGGCCGCGACAGUUGCUACACGCGGUCGGGGACGUGGGAAGCAGCUUCAAACAGAUGGUGAAUUCGAGUUCACUCCGAGCGGUACGCGACACACAAGCGCCCCGGAAACCCGCGAAGAAGCGACAGAGCCCAGCCCUCUCUCUCGUGGAACACUCCGAGGGAAGAAGGUUCCCGAAGUGGAAGAAACACAACAGAAUACGGAAUCUGCAGCAGACCUCAUAGAAGAGUCGGGCCCCCCGAACCUCCUCGCCUUUCAAUGUCCCCGGCGAAGAACCGCUCUCGGAUAUCCAUGCGUCGACUCCGAACAGGGUGGUGAUCCAGAGCUGAGGCGUAGGCUGGGUGAGCUUACCAAGAAGAAUGAUGCAUUGGAAAUUAAGUAUCGCAAUCUCCGUGAGAUCGGGAUCGUGGAAGCCAAUGCCAACAUGGAGAAGCUGCGAAAGCAGACUGAGACUAUCACUACAGCAUCCAAUGAGCUGGUAGCUUCAUUGAAAGCUGAGCUAGAGGCCCAGCGAAAGUUGGGCACCCAAAGCCGCGGGCUUCAGAAGCAACUCAAAGACCGUGAUAGUGACGUGGCUCGACUGCAAGCCAAUGCAGAUGAAGCACGCGCCCAACUUGCCUCCGCGCAAUCUGAAAUCAAAGCCCUGCAGACUAAGCUGGCAGCAGCACGAAACACAGCUGCCAGUGUUGAGGGGGCGUCCAAGAUCCCCGGCAGUGCCAUCAAGGGUGGCGGCACCAACCGUGCAAAUGCAGCUGCUAAUGCCGAAGCGGCUCAGGCUGCUCAGCUUGCCCAGCUCAAAGAAGAUCUCUACAGUGAUCUAACUGGUCUGAUUAUUCGUGAUGUCAAGAACAGGGAUUCUGAUCAUGUAUAUGAUUGUAUUCAGACCGGAAUCAACGGUACUCUUCAUUUCCAUUUGGCGGUACCGAAGGAAUCGGCGGAUUUCAACAAUACAGAAUUCCAAUACUUGCCUCUUUUGGAUGCUAACCGUGAUCGAGAUCUCGUUAACAUGCUGCCAGACUUUUUGGCGGUGGAUAUCACUUUCAAGCGUGGGCAAGCUGCCAAGUUCUAUACGCGCGUCAUUGAUGCUUUGACAAAGCGGCGAUCUCUUCCAGCGUAA
Molecule: messenger RNA, 1527 nt
Organism: Penicillium soppii
Lineage: Eukaryota; Fungi; Ascomycota; Eurotiomycetes; Eurotiales; Aspergillaceae
Product: putative chromosome segregation protein (Pcs1)
Exons: 4
Coding region: 1-1527 (508 amino acids)
Biological process (GO): meiotic sister chromatid segregation; homologous chromosome segregation; attachment of mitotic spindle microtubules to kinetochore
Cellular component (GO): chromosome, centromeric core domain; mitotic spindle; nucleolus
Molecular function (GO): microtubule site clamp; protein binding
Source: RefSeq, a predicted model, not a curated record